This is a messenger RNA of Serendipita indica DSM 11827, 3270 nucleotides long. NCBI's taxonomy places the organism in Eukaryota, Fungi, Basidiomycota, Agaricomycetes, Sebacinales, Serendipitaceae. The record is from the annotation of a GenBank genome assembly.
AUGCCCCGAAUUCCCACAACAUCUCCUGCAACCGGCGCACCGCUGCCAGCCCACUACAUCCACACACUCGACUCCAAUUUCGUCGACCAAAACUCCAGAGUGCGCAUCUUGCGUGGUGUAAACUUGUGCGGGUCCAGCAAAGCUCCCGUCGGCCAACCGAGCUGGAUGCUCGACGGGUUCUGGGAAGCCGUCGAAGCAGGCGACGGUCAGAGUUUUAUCGGAAGGCCGCUCGAAUUGACAAAGGACGAGAUUCGGCGCAUGAACAUUCCGCAUCAUGGCCCAGACGGCCAGCAGCAGCAACAGCCCCUCCGGUUUGACCUAGGCUCACUUGGCGACAUGGGCGAGGCCGAUAUCCACCUUGCAAGACUCCGUGGCUGGGGGUUUACUCUCCUCAGGUUUGUUUUUACCUGGGAGGCCCUCGAACAUGCUGGACCGAAACAAUACGACGAAGAGUUUAUUCAACAUCUUGUACGCAUUUUACAACGCUGUAAAGCCCAUGGCUUUCUCGUCUUUCUCGACCCACAUCAGGACGUCUGGUCCCGCUUUACUGGAGGCUCUGGAGCACCAUAUUGGACUCUUAUCGCAUGUGGAAUGAAUCCUAGGUCCCUAACAGCCACACAAGCUGCGCUCCUACACAACGAAUAUCCAGCACCAGCCCAGCCCACCCCGGAAUCCUUUCCCGCCAUGAUCUGGGGCACAAACUAUUCACGCCUCGCAUCUCAAACCCUCUUCACCCUCUUCUUCGCCGGGCGACACUUUGCGCCCAAAUGUAUCAUCGACGGCAUGAACAUUCAAGACUAUCUCCAGUCGCAUUUCAUCAACGCUGUCGCCCAUCUCGGGAGACGGUUGCGCGAAGCAGGAGGGUUAUUGGAUGAGUGUGUGAUCGGAUGGGAUUCUAUAAACGAGCCAUUCGAGGGGAUGAUCGGGUACGAAGACCUAAGGCGGAUCGCUCCGCAGCAGGCACUCAAAAAGGGCAGUACGCCUUCGCCCGCGCAGUCCUUCCGACUCGGAAUGGGGAUAAAGCAAGAGGAUAUCGAGUGGUGGGACUUUGGUAGCUUUGGUCCACGGCGGAACGGGAGCGUCGAUAUUGAUCCCAAUGGCGUCAAGUUGUGGGUCGAACCAGAGCUGGCGGAUGAAGUCGAUGGUGUGAAUGGAAGAUGGGGGUGGACGCGCUCAGCAGAGUGGAAACUUGGUCAGUGUAUCUGGGCACUCCAUGGUGUUUGGGACCCGUCCCAAUCGACCCCCGACGGACGCUCUCCACCACCUGCUCCUGGCUCGACACGCGCACCUCAGGCUCCCAAAGAUGCCGACAUUCUCAUCCCCGACUAUUUCCUCUACAAGCUAACAGACGAUCCUACCGACGAAAAGUUCAAGGUCGACUUUGCAGAAGAGUAUUUCCGACCGCAUAUCAAAGACUAUUUCGCGGCGUUGCGCGUGCAUCAUCCAGAGCUUAUUCCCUUUGUCCAGCCACCCGUCUUUCACCCGCCACCGCUUCUCGAGGAGAUUGAUGACGACGAUCCGUCGAGUGACAUCUUACUUGGACGUGGAUGCUUUUCGACACACUACUAUGAUGGUCUCACGCUCAUGACGAGACAUUGGAACUGGUUCAACGCCGAUGCACUCGGUGUCCUUCGAGGCAAGUACAGUAGUCCAGUUUUUGCGGUUAAAGUUGGAGAAAAGGCGAUUCGAAAGUCGAUUCGAGAGCAGCUUGGUGUGCUCAAGGGAGAUGCUCUGCGCAUGGGCGCAUUCCCGACUGUCAUUGGAGAGAUUGGUAUUCCGAUGGAGUUGGAUGACAAGUAUAGCUACGGUGGACGUGACGGAAAAGGAAAGGGCAGAGGCGACUAUCGAGAACAGGUCAAAGCUCUCGAUGCCUCGUUAUCUGCUGCAGACGGAGAUAAUCUGCUCUCGUAUACGACCUGGACGUAUUGUCCCGACAGCUCUCACAAAUGGGGCGACGGCUGGAAUCUCGAAGAUCUUUCUCUCUGGAGUGCAGACGACGAGCGCAAGACUGGUUCGAUCUCCGGCCUCAAGAAGGACGUUGGGCUUGUACGGAGCAACCAUGCCGCGACGGCACCACGCGACGAGAAGCACCGAGUUUCCGCGAUUGUUCAAGCGGUCGAAGAUGACGAUACCAACACUGAAGACGAGCAAAUCCGAAUCGACUUGCCGACUCUCUCGAGUAAAGGAACCGAGCUAGUGGGAUUCCAAGUCUCGAGUAAGACUCUUACUCUGUCGGACCUAGUCAAGCCAUACUCGAGUCCGCCUGUAUCCUUGAGUACUUCGCUAACCCUCACUGAUCCAACAUCCUCUCGAGCGACCCUACCACCUUCCUACGCAGUCGCAACUGUACACACCGAAAGCGCACACUCGCUCUCCUUCCCCAACUUUACAUCCGCGCCUCGCGCAUUCGCCUUCCUCACCAACGGCGCACGCGCAUGGAAGGCAUUCGUACGCUGUUAUCCGCUCGCCGUCGUUGGUACGCCAAGUGGAUGGGAAUGGGACUGCACGACCGCGACGUUUGAAAUGAAAGUCCGCGUAGGCGCGGACGAUCGUGCUGGGUUCACGGACGAAGACGCUAUUGCCGCUGCGGAGACAAUCGUAGGCGAGAUGGUGGAACAAGAGGUGCCCACGGAGAUUUUCGUGCCGUUGUUGCACUUUGCGAGGGAUGAUAUUGUCCAGCGCGCGUUUGGGAUUCCUGUUGCGGAGAAGAGGGAGGUUCGUGCGGGACAAGCCGCCAACACUGCCAAUGGCAAUCCUAAUGCGGCGACUGCGGUUCCACUGUUGGAUGAUGCGAGCACGACGUCAUUACCGGGUCCGGCUGUGACGGCAGACGCGUAUACUACUGGUGGCGUACCGAAGAACUCAAUCUCGUCCAAUGGUGAUGACUCGGCUUCUCGCGCAAAAGUCCAACAUGCGCCAGAAGAUGGAGAGGAGGAUAUGCUCGACUUGGACGUGAGCAUCAAUGGGGGAAGAGUUAGCGUUGACGGCCAAGUCUUGCGAUGGUGGUAUCCUAUCCCGACGACGUUUACGGCUCCACCCCAGUCUGAAACUACAACGACGACAGAUAAAACCAAGGAACCUCAAAUGGGACCAGACGGCAAGGUCGAAUACACGAUUACGAUCAAGCGACGUGGAGGCGCGAUUGACUUUAAGAAACUGCAUGUACCCGAGAACUGGGUCGGCAUGGGACCUCGGACGGAUUUCAAAAAGUCGCAGGCGGGUGAUAACGGGAGAAAGGCGGAGUGCUGUGAUGGAUGUGUCGUUCAGUGA